AUGAUGACCAUGACGAGAACCAGCACCAUUAGAAGUAGAAGUAGUAGCAGUGGCGGUGGAGGUGGGUGCCUCUUUGUGCCAGCUCUGUGUGUCUCGCGGCGUGGUGUGAAGCUGUCGAACCCGAUCGGCAAGCAGGGCAGCCAGCACUACGGUGUCGAGCCGAAACUCGAGGCGGGAAAGGAUGUGCAACUGAAGCAUACAGAGAUGUACGAUGGGUACACAGACGACUUUGGUGUCUUCAAGGAGGGCCCACCCACCACACUGCGCCUCGAGUACGUGCGCUCACCAGACCACGGACACUCGCAGCAGCUGCUGCAGAAGGACAUCUGGUCACCGUUUCAGGUGAAUGCAAACAUGAUGAUGUACACUCCGCUCUACUACGACUGGAAGGGAUUUUCGAGCCGCAACUAUUGGGGCCACCGCAGCGGGACGAACCCCGGCAGCAAAGUGUUGCUCGGCCACUACAGGCGCGUGGAGGAGCGGUCGUGGGGGUACCGCGUCAUGGUGAAUCACAAGCCGCAGAAGCGGGUACCCAAGUGGCUCGCCUGCGUCUUGCACCUGCCUCGCAAGAAGACAUUCCUUGGAUUCUUCCUCUACGCCAAUGGCGCCUACGUGGCGGAGCUGCUCACGUACAAGCAGCUGCCACGCAUCUGUUACAACAAACCGUUCCAAGGAUGCAUGCCAACAAUCGGGCAGACCGUGGCACUCAGCGAGGUGACGUACGGCAAAGAACUGCACUCCGUAGAGAUGUACCCCGGUCAUGGUGGCGUUAUGUGCCGUGCGAGCGGUGCCGCCGCAGUGGUGCUGCGCGGUGCGGAGCCGAACCUUGUCCCACUGCUGCUGCCAUCUAAGGAGGUGCGCCUGUUUGACAAGGAGUGUCACGCCGUUUUUGGCCGCCGUGCUGGGGUGAUGUACCGCUACCAGCGCAACUUUGGCAAGCGCAAUGUGGAGGAGAACAUGCCCCANCGUCCCAAGGUGCACUCAAAGACGAAGCGAGUAUCGAGUCAUCCUGCUGGUGGCGGUAACGGCGGAUCUGCAAAUCUGCUUGUGCCGCUCGACUGGCGUAUUCACCCACGCAACUGUGUCAAGACGAAGUACUGGCUCUCGGGCUAUAUUCUUCGCGGACGGCAGUACAACAAGGGACAAACUGUAGCGGAUAUCAAGUCCAAGACGUAUAGUUGGGCAAACCGCGAUCCUGUCUACCGAUGA
Molecule: messenger RNA, 1209 nt
Organism: Trypanosoma grayi
Lineage: Eukaryota; Euglenozoa; Kinetoplastea; Trypanosomatida; Trypanosomatidae
Product: ribosomal protein L2
Exons: 1
Coding region: 1-1209 (402 amino acids)
Biological process (GO): cytoplasmic translation
Cellular component (GO): ribosome
Molecular function (GO): RNA binding; structural constituent of ribosome
Source: RefSeq, a predicted model, not a curated record